Uranotaenia lowii is the source of this 2072-nucleotide messenger RNA. It is a transcript of the gene Ttc30, whose product is annotated as tetratricopeptide repeat protein 30 homolog. The record is from RefSeq and is a predicted model, not a curated record. Gene Ontology annotation, molecular function: intraciliary transport particle B binding; protein binding. Gene Ontology annotation, biological process: intraciliary transport. Gene Ontology annotation, cellular component: intraciliary transport particle B; axonemal microtubule. The transcript is spliced from 3 exons. Bases 48 to 2006 code for a protein of 652 amino acids. Lineage: Eukaryota; Metazoa; Arthropoda; Insecta; Diptera; Culicidae.
AUUUAACUUCGUUCUUUGAACUGAAUAAAUUCUUAUCAGCUUGAAACAUGUUUUCCCAAAAUAUGUUAAUCCGCGAUGGUGAAUAUACGAAAACUAUCUACACAAUGAUAAAGGAGGAACGAUUUAUUGAAGCUAUCAAUGUGCUCAAUGGUAUACCAGAGGUAGUUGCAACUCGAGCCGGAUUGUCCUUGCUAGCCCAUUGUUACUAUCAAACACAGGAUUUUAUCGAGGCUUCAAAUUGUUACGAGCACCUUGUGCAAUUAGUUCCCGAUGUUCUGGAGUACAAACUGUAUUACGCACAGUGCCUGUUCCAAGCAGGACUAUUCGAGGAAUCGCAGAAGGUCAUCAGUACUAUGGAUGCCCCACAUCUCAAGGACAAGGUGCUGCAACUUCAGUCGGCUAUAGCAUAUGGCAACGAAGAUUAUUCGUCAGCCCAGUCGCUGCUUUUGCAGCGUCAGGGAAACGGUGCGGAAGCGCCGGUGAAAAAUGAUGAAGGUUGUUUGCUGUAUCAGGCCAAUAUGUAUGAAGAUGCCUUGCAACGAUACGUUGCAGCAUUGCAAGCAGGGGGAUUCAAUCCACAUAUUGCUUACAACGCAGCUUUGUGUCACUACCGGAAGAAGGAAAACUCGCAAGCAUUAAACUAUAUAGCGGAAAUAGUAGAGCGUGGUAUUCGUAACCAUCCCGAGCUUGGAGUGGGGGCUCAGGCAGAAACAGAAGGUGGCGCGCGAAGCGUUGGGAAUCCUCCGGCGCUUGCAGCAUCGGGAUUAGCACAGGCAUUUAAUCUAAAGGCAGCCAUCGAGUAUCAAGAAGGGAACGCUAACGGUGCACGAGAGGCCCUAACGGAUCUGCCUCCACGGUCGGAACCUGAACUGGACCCGGUAACGCUGCACAAUAUGGCGCUUACGGACCCCGUUGGAGGCGGAUCUGGACUUCGUCGUUUGGCGUUUUUACUGGAGCUGGGUCCGCCAACCUGCCCACCAGAAACGUUUGCUAAUUUACUUCUGCAGUGCUGCAAGCACGAAAUGUACGAUACGGCCGCCGACAUUCUUGCAGAACAUACUCAUCUAACCUAUAAAUAUUUGUCGCCAUACUUGUACGACCUCUUGGAUGCGUUAAUAACGGCUCAAUCUACGCCAGAAGAAGCCGAGCAGAAGUUAGGUGUUUUGGCUAACAGUAUCGGAGGUAGACUACGUUCACUAGCCGCCAAAGUUCAGGAGUGUCGAUCGGCUCCUGAUCAAAACGCGUUACGAAUGGCGCUUCGAGAAUAUGAAUCAGCUUUGGAAAGUUACCUUCCCGUUGCGAUGGCCCGGGCUUGGAUUCCUUGGCGCGUAGAUGAUUUUCAAGGAGCCGAAAGAGAAUUUCGCUCUAGCGCAGAGUUCUGCUCGGAAACUCCAACAUGGCGUUUACACGCAGCCCACGUUCUUUUCAUGCGAGGCGAUCGCUACAAGGAAGCAGCAGCCUUCUAUGAACCCAUCGUUCGACAGAACUAUGAUGAUAUCUUAGCUGUUCCGGCUUCAGUUUUGGCAAAUCUUUGCGUAGCCUACAUCAUGACGUCACAAAACGAAGAAGCGGAAGAGUUAAUGCGAAAGGUAGAACGAGCCGAAGAACGCAAGGGCAACGCCAAUGGCCAGUGCUUACACCUGUGUAUCGUGAAUCUGGUCAUCGGAACGCUGUAUUGCGCUAAGGGUAAUUAUGAAUUCGGAUUGUCAAGAAUUGCCCAUGCCCUAGAUGGUGGAUCAGGAGCCAGGUUGUGUGCUGAUACCUGGCUCCACGUGAAACGAUGCGUACUUGGUCUACUUACCGGUAUGUCGAAACAAACGAUCGUACUCCCAUCGAUUGCACUGCAGGAAACUGUAAGUUUUUUGCAAACAUGCGAAGCUUACGGUUUGACGAUCCCAUCAGUUUUGACAGGGCCCCUGGAUGAUUCCGGCGAACAACCGCCUACCAUUGGACUGGAGGCAAGAAAAUUGCGUGCCCUACUGCUGAGGUUGAUGGAAUACAAAUAAAAACGGCAUUGAUUGUGGUAUCUAUAUUUAUUGCUUUAAAUAAUGCUAACGUAGAGUUGUUUGACA